Molecule: messenger RNA, 3405 nt
Organism: Platichthys flesus (European flounder)
Lineage: Eukaryota; Metazoa; Chordata; Actinopteri; Pleuronectiformes; Pleuronectidae
Gene: kif3cb
Product: kinesin family member 3Cb
Exons: 8
Coding region: 240-2531 (763 amino acids)
Biological process (GO): microtubule-based movement
Molecular function (GO): microtubule motor activity; ATP binding; microtubule binding
Source: RefSeq, a predicted model, not a curated record
GCGGCGGCAGCAGGAGAAACAGCAUCUUUUCCUUUUUUCAUUCUAAACAUCCUGUGACUUCGCAUCCCUCAGUGGGAGAUGCUCAGGGCGGAGGAUGCGGCUCAGGGUGCGGGGCGGCGCGGGGCUGCGGUGGACCUCACGUGGGACAGAGGCUUGUUUUUGUUCUAACGCGGUGAGGACAGGUGCGUUUGUUUUCGUUAUCUAAAAAAAAAAAAAGAAAAGAAAAAGAUAAAUUCAAAAUGUCUAAGAGCAAACAGUGCGAGUCGGUGCGCGUGGUGGUGCGCUGCCGGCCCUUCGGCACCAGAGAGGCGGGGUGCGACAACAUCCUGGAGGUGGAUGGCAAACUGGGACAGAUCACCAUCAGGAACCCGAGGGCGCCACCUGAUGAGCCCAGGAAAGUGUUCACGUUCGAUUCCGUGCACGGGUGGGACUCCACGCAGAGCGACAUCUAUGACGACGCGGUGAGGCCCCUGGUGGAGUCCGUGGUGCUGGGCUUCAAUGGGACUAUAUUUGCCUAUGGACAGACGGGGACAGGUAAGACGCACACCAUGCAGGGGGUUGUCAGGGACCCGGAGGGGAGAGGGGUGAUACCCACCUCAUUCCAGCACAUCUUCACGCACAUCUCCAGGACCCAGAACCAGAAGUACCUGGUGAGGUCAUCCUAUCUGGAGAUCUACCAGGAGGAGAUCAGGGACCUGCUGUUCAAAGACAACAACAGGAAGCUGGAGCUCAAGGAACACCCAGACUUUGGCAUCUACGUGAAAGACCUGUCCUCGGUGGUGACGAAGAACGCCACGGAGAUCGAACAUGUCAUGAACCUGGGCAACCAGUCCAGGUCAGUGGGCUUCACCAACAUGAACGAACGCAGCUCCAGGUCCCACGCCAUCUUCCUCAUCACCGUGGAGUGCAGCGAGGUGGGGCCCGACGGCGAGGACCACAUCCGAGUUGGGAAGCUGAACAUGGUCGACCUGGCUGGCAGCGAGCGCCAGAGCAAGACGGGCGCCAAGGGGAAGCGGCUGAAGGAGGCAACCAAAAUCAACCUGUCCCUGUCGGCACUGGGGAACGUCAUCACAGCUCUGGUGGACGGGAAGAGCACCCACAUCCCCUACAGGGACUCCAAGCUGACCCGCCUGCUCCAGGACUCGCUGGGGGGCAACGCCAAAACUGUCAUGAUAGCAACCGUUGGGCCUUCGCACAAGAACUUCGAGGAGUCCCUGGCCACGCUCAGGUACGCCAGCAGGGCCAAGAACAUCAAGAACAAACCCCGGAUCAACGAGGACCCCAAAGACGCCCUGCUGAGGGAGUACCAGGAGGAGAUCGCACGCUUGAAGGCGCAGCUGGAGAAGCAAGGGAUGCUCGCAAAGGAGAGGAGGAGGAUUAGGAGAAAUAGCAAAAGGCUGAGCAGAAGCAUGGGAGGCGUUGAGGAGGGGAUGCUUACAGAGAGGGAGGCAGAGGUUUUGAGGGCCCUUCAGGGUGAACCAGACGGGAGGCUUUACCUGAAACAGGGCGACGACUGCCCCAGGAGACUGAUCUACCAGGGAGGCAGCGAGAGGCUGAGGCCCCUGAGUGAACACAGGAAGAGUGUGGAGGACAUGCAGUGGGAUCAGGAUGCUCUGGAGAAGAUCAUAGAGAAAUACAAGACUAUGGAGAGCAAACUGUUAGUCGGAGGAAAGACGAUAAUCGAUCACACCAAUGAACAACAGAAGACGCUGGAGUUGAAGAGGCAACUAAUUGCAGAACAGAUAAGGAGCGAGCGAGAGAUCCAGCAGCAGAUGAUGCUACAGGACGAGGAGACGGUGGAAAUGAAGGAGACCUUCUCCUCGAUGCAGCAGGAGGUGGAGCUGAAGACAAAGAAGCUGAGGAGGAUCUAUGCCAAACUCCAGCUGGUGAAGGGAGAGAUCAAAGACGUCAUUGAUGAACACGUCAUGACCAGACAGGAGCUGGAACAGACACAGACCGAGCUCACCAGGGAACUCAAGUACAAAUAUCUCUUGAUUGAGAAUUUUAUACCUCCUGAAGUAAAGAACAAGAUCAUGAACCGGCUGCACUUUGACGGUGAGGAGGACCAGUGGAGACUCAGGCCGGUGCUUCCACCAGAGAGUGCACCAAGUCGGGUCAAGAGACGUCCUCUGUCGGCCGUGGGAUACAAGAGGCCAAUCAGCCAUUAUGCACAGAUGGCUGUUACCACGGCAACUGGGGCCCCGUCGAGAUACCAGGCUGAGAACAUCAUGCUGCUGGAGUUAGACACGUCUCCACCGACCAUGUUCGCCUUGAACCUUAACGGCGCUCACCUGGAGAGGGCCUUCUCUCCGAGGCUGAUCGGGGAUCUGGUGCUGAACGCUCCGGUUAGAGAGAGGAGGGUCCGGAAGUCCCAGUCCUGGUAUCAAGCACCACAAGCAGCAUCUGUCACCUCAUCGUCCUCCUCCAGCGCUCUGACGUCAGCCUCUCAGAGCUUCUCUCCCUCUCACAGACGGAGACCUUCCUCUGCUGCCUUUCUCUCACUGGACGGUCCGGCUCACACAAGCCCCUGAUAUGUGUCCAUAGAUCUGUGUCUCUAGAUCUGUACUGCGGGAUUGACCUGAGCUCAGGGUGGCACCAGGUUCUCCAGGGGCAUUAAGGAGAGGUGUGGGGGGGGUGUGAGGCCUUCAUUUCCUUUCUUUACUUUUAAGUAAGAAUUAUUUUAGUCAGCACGUAUUCAACAUACCGGAGAGAUCCCUUAAAUCCAAAAGAAUGUCUGACACAUGAAUGCAGAGGAUGAAUCUGUUUGCUGGCUUUUCCCCCUCUGCUAGGCAGGUUAUGUUUUCACCCCGGUCUGUGUGGUUGUUUGUUUAUAUGCUAGAUUACGCAAAAAACAACUUGACGGAUCUCCACAAAACUUGGUGGAAGGAUGGAGUAUUUGUCGGGGAGGGACCCAUUAAAUUGUGGUUCAGAUCCUAGAUCAGGAGGCAGAUCUAGGAUUUCAUUUCUCCCUUUCUUUGACUUUGCGAGAUAGGUUGUUUUCAUUUGUUGUUUUUUACAUUUUCACCAUUUUCCUAAAGAUUAAUAAAUGUAUCUUGAUGGAAAAAAACAGGCACAUUUAGAGAACUUAUAUCUAUGAGUGGUUGAAAUUUAGCGCAACUUGACUGAAUCUAAAAGGACUGUUAGGCUUUUGGGGGGGCAGUGUUCGAAUCCAGGUUUGGCUGAGGUCUUUCUGGAGCUGCAUGUUCUCCCUGUGGUUGUGUGUGGUUUUCUCCAGAUACGUCUUCCCCCCACCCACUACUUCCCUGGGUGUGAGGUUAAUUGAAGACUCUUAAUUGACUGUAUGUGUCAAUGUGUAUGGUUGUUUGUCUCCUUAUGUUGACUCUGCGAUAUGCCAGGGACCUGAACCCCACCUGUCGCACAAAUACGAUUGGCUCCAGCUCUCCC